Fusarium falciforme is the source of this 915-nucleotide messenger RNA. RefSeq lists its product as uncharacterized. Bases 1 to 915 code for a protein of 304 amino acids. Gene Ontology annotation, cellular component: nucleus; cytosol; cytoplasm. Gene Ontology annotation, molecular function: manganese ion binding; arginase activity. Lineage: Eukaryota; Fungi; Ascomycota; Sordariomycetes; Hypocreales; Nectriaceae. The record is from RefSeq and is a predicted model, not a curated record. The transcript has a single exon.
AUGAUCUUCACCUCAAUCGCCAUCAUCGUAGCUCCCUACCACGUAGGUGUCUACGAUCACCGUGUCGGCGGAGGCCCUCUUCGCAUCCUCUCUCACGGCAUCGAUCGGGACCUCAGCGAGUUGGCUCCUGUUUCCUUUAUCAACAUCGGCCCGGUCGAUGAAUUCGAGGGCGAGAUCGGCAGGACCUUUGAAAUUCUCCGCCGUAUCUCAAAUGCCGUCUCUACGGCUGCGAAACGCAAUUCGUUCCCUCUGGUCCUUUCUGGCAACUGCUAUGCCAGCACUGCAACUAUGGCUGGUCUCAACCAAGCAAAGUCAGGCCAAACCAGCCCCAAAGCUGGAGUGCUGUGGCUCGAUGCCCACGACGACCUCGAUACCCCCUCGACCCACGAAAACGGAUAUCUCGACGCCAUGGCUGCGUCGAUGCUGACUGGCACCAGCUGGCACACCUUGAUGAAGACUGUCCCCGGCCACCAGCCUGUGGAUGUCAAGCAGGUCAUAUACUGUGGACUGCGGGACGUAUCCGAGCUGCAAACCAAGACCAUCAAGGAGGCUGGAGUUGAUGUGGUUUGGGGCAAGGCGGACGAGAGGGUGGAUUUUACUGCCGGCCUAGCUGCGAUUCUAGAUCGAAGGCGCGAUGUCCAAUAUGCCCAUGUCCAUCUCGAUUUAGAUGUUCUCGACGAAUCACUGGGCCGUGUCAACGAGUUCCCAUCUCCUGGCGGCUAUUUGCCCGAGGAUCUGAUGGAUUUGAUGCAGAUGAUUCCCACCAAGGUAAACCCGACCUCGCUUGUUGUCUGCUCUUUCAACCCACGCCUUGAGGGAGGCGACACGGUAGCUAAACUUGCAUGUCAAGCGGUGUUUAGACUCAUUAGUGGCUUGAAAGAGAAGGGUGUCCUUACUCCGGAUGCUGAGGGCUGA